Gadus chalcogrammus (walleye pollock) is the source of this 7382-nucleotide messenger RNA. It is a transcript of the gene pik3cb, whose product is annotated as phosphatidylinositol-4,5-bisphosphate 3-kinase, catalytic subunit beta. The transcript has 24 exons. NCBI's taxonomy places the organism in Eukaryota, Metazoa, Chordata, Actinopteri, Gadiformes, Gadidae. Gene Ontology annotation, biological process: cell migration; phosphatidylinositol-3-phosphate biosynthetic process; phosphatidylinositol 3-kinase/protein kinase B signal transduction. The record is from RefSeq and is a predicted model, not a curated record. Gene Ontology annotation, cellular component: phosphatidylinositol 3-kinase complex; cytoplasm; plasma membrane. Bases 446 to 3676 code for a protein of 1076 amino acids. Gene Ontology annotation, molecular function: 1-phosphatidylinositol-4-phosphate 3-kinase activity; 1-phosphatidylinositol-3-kinase activity.
GUGAAAGAGGGAGGGAGAGGAUGUGGAAGCAGAGAAGAGAGGGAGCAGCGGCGGUCUAGUGCUGUGGUGCACCUUCUGACGAACAGGAAGCGCCACGGCUCCGUGCUCCACCUGCGCGUUCGGUUUUUUACGUCUUGCGUGGAAGACUGGAAGACCGAGCGACAGACAGCCAGCCGGGCGAGGGGGAUUCAGAGCGUCACGCCGUACUCUUUGACCGGAGAAACUCACUCUGGAAGAGAAGUGCACCGAUAAGUCAGCCCUGCGUGUUGUUUUAUCAGGUGGUUUGGUUCACCUAUACUUCAAGUUUAAGCCGGAGAGGAACUCAAAGAUGCAGUCUCCCAGUAGCUCUCCAGAUGCCCCCAGCAAGCAUCCCACAAACAGGAAGUAGCGGCCUCCAGAAGAUUGCAGGUCCCUAUGGUGGAAGUGGCCCGCGGACCACCUUGCCAUGCCUCCCGCCAUGACGGACAUCCUGGACAUGUGGUCGCCCCUGGCUGGCCAUGCCACGGAGCUGGUCCCCGUAGACUUCCUGCUGCCCACCGGGAUCUACAUCCAGUUGGAGGUGCCCAGCGAGGCCACCAUCCAACACAUCAAGCUGCUCCUAUGGAAGCAGGCCCAGACGUACCCUCUGUUCCCAGCGCUGGGCGAGAUGGAGAGCCACAUGUUCGAGUGUGUGAACCAGGCGGCGGUGCACGAGGAGCUGGAGGACGAGACGCGCCGGCUGUGUGACGUCCGGCCCUUCCUGCCCGUGCUCAGGCUGGUGACGCGCAACUGCGGCCGCGCCGAGCGCCUGCUGGACUCCAAGAUCGGCGUCCUCAUCGGGAAGGGUCUCCAUGAGCUGGACGCCCUACAGGCCCAGGAGGUGAAGGACUUCCGGGCAAAGAUGCUGCGCGUGAGCGAGGCGCGCAUGCAGUUCUACCAUGCCAUGACCUGGAGUGAGUGGCUGCAGGCCUGCUUCUCGCCGCAGAUGGAGACCACUGGCGCCGCCCCGCCCGCCGCCUCCAGCUACAGCCAGGAGGACUACCUGAAGAUCACCAUCCACUUCGACCAGUCCCAGGACGCAGCCAGCCUGAGGGUGUCCCCGGCCUCCACCCCCACCGAGGUGAUGGAGCAGGGCCUCAAGAAGUGGCUGACCACCCACGGGCCCGAGGAUGACUCCCGGCAGGGGCCCUACGUGCUGAGGGUCAGCCAGCGGCUGGAGUUCCUGUGUGGGGACCACCCCCUCAUCCAGUACAAGUACAUCAAGGAGUGCAUCCAGGCCCGGGAGCCCCCCCACCUCACCCUGGUGCUGACCAGCACCAUCAGGACCAUGUUCGAGAAGGAGAUCUCGGCCAUCGGCGCCGUGGUCUCGCGCAAGUCUUCAAACCCUCCGGUCCCCCUCCCGCCCAAGAGGAGAGCGCCUACGCAAGUACAGACCUGUGUGUGGGACGUGUCUAGCCAGUUUAAAAUAAUCCUCCUGAAAGCAAGCAAGGUUAACGCAGAGGAGACGGCCAAGGUGCAGGUGCGGGCGGGCCUGUUCCACGGCACGGAGUUGCUGUGCAAGCCGGCGGUGAGCAGCGAGAGCAGCGGGCGCUCGGAGCAUGCCUGGUCGGACGGCACGCUGGAGUUCGACAUUGUGGCCAGCGACCUGCCGCGCAUGACGCGCCUCUGCUUCGCCGUGUACGCCAUCAUGGACAAGGUGAAGAAGCAGAAGUCCACCAAGAACACGCACUCCAACAAGUACCAGACCAUCCGCAAGGCGGGGAAAGUGCACUACCCCAUAGCCUGGGUGAACACCAUGGUGUUUGACUACAAAGGCCAGCUGAAGACCGGCGACGUCAUCCUGCACAGCUGGUCGUCCUUCCCUGAUGAACUUGAAGAGAUGCUGAACCCCAUCGGGACCAUCCAGACCAACCCGUACACGGAGAACGCCACCGAGCUGCAUGUGCACUUCCAGGAGUACUCCUCGCAACCCAUCGUCUUCCCGCCCUUCGACAAGAUACUGGAGAAGGCUGCGGAGAUUGCAAAAGCCAAUGACCUCGUUCCCAUGGGGCGCGGGGGGAAGAAGUUCCACAUCGAGCUGAAGGAGAUCAUGGAGCGCGACCCGCUCUCCCAGCUGUGUGAAAACGAGAAGGACCUGAUCUGGACGCUGCGCCACGACUGCCACUUGAAAUUUCCCCAGUCCCUCCCCAAGCUGCUGCUGUCGGUCAAGUGGAGCAAGCACGAGGAUAUGGCCCAGCUCCAGGCCCUGCUCCAGAUCUGGCCCCGGCUGAGCCCCAGGGACGCCCUGGAGCUGCUGGACUUCAACUACCCCGACCAGUACGUCCGCGAGUACGCUGUGAGAUGCCUGCGAGAAAUGAGCGACGAGGAGCUGUCCCAGUACCUGCUGCAGCUGGUGCAGGUGCUUCGCUACGAGCCGUACUACGACUGCGCCCUCACGCGCUUCCUGCUGGAGCGUGCCCAGGCCAACCGCAAGAUCGGUCACUUCCUCUUCUGGCACCUUCGGUCAGAGAUCCACAUGCCUGCUGUUUCCAUCCAGUUUGCCCUCAUCCUAGAAGCCUACUGUCGAGGAAGCAUUCCUCAUAUUGAGGUCCUUAAGAAGCAGGUGGAAGCGCUGAGCAAGCUGAAGUCGGUCAACGAACUCAUUAAGCUGGGCACCAUCAAGACGGCCCGCAGUAAGACCAAGGAGGCCAUGUUGACCAAGGAGGCCAUGAUGACGUGCCUGAGACAGAGCGGCUAUUCAGAGACGCUGUCGGACCUGAACUCACCGCUCAACCCCAGCAUCCAGCUCUCCGGCAUCAAUGUGGAGCGCUGUCGCUACAUGGACUCCAAGAUGAAGCCUCUGUGGAUCGUGUACCACAACAAGCUUCUGCGUGGAGACAGCCUCGGCAUCAUCUUCAAGAACGGAGACGACUUGAGACAGGACAUGUUGACUCUACAGAUUCUGAGGUUAAUGGACCUGCUGUGGAAGGAGAAUAGCCUGGAUCUCAGGAUCGUUCCUUACGGGUGCCUGGCCACGGGGGACCGGGCGGGGCUGAUCGAGGUGGUGUCGUCGGCGGACACCAUCGCCAACAUCCAGCUGACCAGCAGCAACGUGGCGGCGGCGGCGGCCUUCAACAAGGACGCGCUGCUCAACUGGCUGAAGGAGAAGAACUCUGGGGACGCACUGGACCGCGCCAUCGAGGAGUUCACCCUGUCGUGUGCGGGCUACUGCGUGGCCACCUACGUGCUGGGCAUCGGAGACCGCCACAGCGACAACAUCAUGGUCCGCAGCACCGGCCAGCUCUUCCACAUUGACUUUGGCCACAUCCUGGGCAACUUCAAGUCCAAGUUCGGCAUCAAGCGGGAACGUGUGCCCUUCAUCCUCACGCACGACUUCAUCCACGUCAUCCAGCAGGGCAAGACGGGCAACACGGAGAAGUUUGGAAGCUUCCGUCAGUAUUGCGAGGACGCCUAUCUGAUCCUGAGGAAGAACGGGAACCUCUUCAUCACACUGUUCGCCCUCAUGCUCACUGCUGGGCUGCCAGAGCUCACCUCCGUAAAAGACAUACAGUACCUGAAGGACUCCCUGGCGUUGGGCAAGACGGACGAGGAGGCUCUCAAGCAGUUCCGCCAGAAGUUUGACGAGGCGCUGCGAGAGAGCUGGACCACCAAGGUCAACUGGAUGGCUCACAACGUGGCCAAGGACAACCGCUCCUAGGGCAGCUGCCCCCCCGCGGGGUGGGGGUGUGGGGGGUUGGAGGGCGAGGGGCUAAAGGGGGUGCCACGGAGAGACGCAUAGAAACAACUUAUCUAUAUAUUUAAAGAAGGGAAUGUAGAAGACACCCGCUCCCGCCUCACCUACCCACCCCGCUCACUUCCUUAUGUUGUUCUGAAAGACAGAACAAAGAGAACUUCUUUCAGGCCUUUUGACAUAUUUGUGGAAUAACCUAUGGCACUUGCAGGUUUUGCACAAGUACAGUCGGUGACCGAGCACACACUCACACACACUUGCAACCCAUGGAAGGAACUUACUCUCCAAACUCUAUCGUCUCUCUCCUAUAUCUCCCCACAACAAAUCCCAGCCGCCAGCCCCUAUAGACGUACUGACCGUGGGGUUGGGGGCUCCGGCCCACUGACUGAUGAGGGAGAGGGGUGCUUCAGAGGACGAGUGUGGGUUGGCUAAUUUGUGUCCGGAGAACAUCAACGGCUGGUCCCACGCACGGAGCCAACAGAGGCAUCACGCGCCACGCCCAACUACUGAACUCUCUAAGAUAAACGACGGGUGUGGACGGCAAAAAACUGAAAAAAGACGUGGAAACAGGAAGAAGUCUUAAAACUUAGCCAAACUAUAUGCAACGGCCACAAAGGAUCACAACAUUCUUGUUCCUUUACUGCCUCCUGCUAACCAUCAACCGUGUGCCUCAAGUGCGGGAAGAUUGUAUAUUUUUAUUUUUAUUUUUUUGCCGUUUUAAGAUAUAUAAAUAUAUAUCUUCUGUUUUUUUUUGUUUUUCUCGUUUUGUUUUUAUGUGCCAGACUACUUUAUUGCUCCACAGAAGUGUGUGUGAGAGGAACAAGUUUUUAAAGUUUUUAAAAGAACCAGAGGAAUCGAAUACCUUGAGCCUCGUCCACCAUUGUAAGCUAAGGGGUAGCGUGGAACAUUCCAAACACUGGAACCUUGCAUGAACAAGACCUAGCAGAGAAUAGGAAUUACUGAACGUUUUCUAUCAAAGUAAAAACUUUAUUUUCGAGUUUGACCGAAAAAAUUAUUAAAAGUUGCUUCUUAUUUUUUUUGCUUUAUCUAAUUCAAUCAGAUUUUUUUUUGGUUUUUAACAAAGGUAAAUAAAAGCAAUUCUGCUAAAUAUAUCCGCUUUAAGGAGUUCAUGUCUUAUACAGGGCCUUGCCUCAGCUUGUCAGCCUUUCAAAGCACAAUCCACCUUGUGCUAUAAUCUCGACAAUAUCGGAAUCAUGUAACAUGCCUUUCUUAGGACCAAACUAAAGAGAAAAAACUUUGGUUGUUUUAUUGUUAAUACAUAUUUUGUAAUUAUUUGUUCCAAAGUUGAAUGUUCUUGCAAAUAAGUGCCGCUGUAAUUUGAAAUGUAUUGGUUUUGAUAUAGCAGGGUGAGGGACACUGCGAUACAAUGCUCCAAUCUAGCUUUUCGACAUUGGGUGCUCCCUGCAGCACCUGCAUUGGUUGUUGUGCAAUAUCCAUAAACAAAUAUAUGAACUGUAUCUAUUAGCAUAUGAACCCUUGGGCUUCAGGCCCGAGCCCAAACUGGAGGUCCCGGUUGGUUUAUGUGUGAUGCUGCUGUACUUCCCACUGCUAGCCUUUACAUGUCUCCCAGACACUGGAUAUUGUCAAAUGUACAGGCUUUUAUUAUUUCGCUGGUAUUUUGUUUUCAUAGGAGUUUUAUUAAAGUUAUUUUUCACCAAAAACUCAGGCAAUCUCUGCUGUUGUCCCAGUCCUGGUUGCUGUUUAAUGUCGCUGAUCUGGUUCAAAACAAACUGAAUGAUUCCAUCUUUGUGGUUGCUCGAGUCUUGUUGUGAAUUAAGUUUGAUUCCAGGAGAUGAAAAUAUCCAGAUCUGUGGGAAUCGACUUUUUUUAUUAUUCGGCCGAGAGAAAAAAACUUGUCAGGGCGAGGUCCCAGAUGGUGAUGCCUCUCCUUCUUAUGUCCAUAGCUUGCUUUCAGUGAGGCUGCAAUGUUGUGCCUUUUGGAAGUUAUUGCUUUGAGUGUCAACAUUCAGUACACGACUAGUAUGCUGCCCUUGCUUUACUAUAGAAAAGGAUAACAUCUGUGUUGUGGCUCUUCCCCCACAAACUGCAUAUGGCACCGUUCUCUACUUUGAAGUGGCAUUCUUGCUUAUCUUAUCCAGACCACAAUGGAACACAUUGAGUUUUUGUGGUUGUUGAUUGUCUUAUCUAUUUGUCUGUAGAGGUCCAUCUCUUUAUUCUUUUUCGCAGAAGCAGAAUAAUCUUGGCACUAAAUUGUUUAACACUUAAUUCACUACUGCUGGAUAGUGACAUGGUUGUGACAUCAUCCCCAGGCAAUAAUGUGUGCUGGUCCUAUUCCCCCGUUAUGUAAUAACGUAAUGUCUACUUCCUUCAAUAUGGUGACUAAGCCCGGAACUGUACCAUGUGUAUCUGGAGGCGGUUUUUAGGUCAUUGCAUACGUAACCACCGAGUCCUUCGAGCUCUAUUUUGUGUUAUUAUAAUAUUGCGUUGGUUGCUGCUAGUGUUUUCUUUUUUAUUCAAUUUCCAACUCAGACUUCACGCACAACACAGGCAAGCGAAAAACAUGCAACAUGAGUCUCCACGUGCAAAGUGUAACAGUUUUACGUAAAGUGAUAGGCAGUGGUUUGAGCCAAUCACCGCCCUUUGUCGUUAUAGCGUCACUUUCCCCAUGGAAACCCUCGGCUUCAGCCAAUGACCGGCAGAUAUUCUGGAGUCUAAAUUCAGGUCGCUCCGGGAGGUGCGGAAUACCGACUACCUGAAGUUAAUGACAAUAUUCCCUUCAUGCCGUCAGCAUUCAACACCAAGGUGCAUGAUCCAACUUCAACCACUCAGGUUUGUGAUUUUUAUAUGAGCAUUUUCUUUUACCAAAAAAAAAAACGACCCAUGCGAAAUAAUCCAGUUUGCUAAUUGUAUUUUACUUAUAAAAACAAUUUCAGAAGCUUGUUUUUUCUUACAAAAGUAAGGGGUAUGUCUGGACUUGACACUUGUCCCUACAUAGCAAUUAUAACCCUAUUUUAUUGUGCGAUUUAACACUUCAACGGUACCUCAAUAUAACUGUGUACCUGCAGUGGUUUGCAUGUCAACGGGUCUGCGUCAUGAAGGAGAAGGAGUUGAAUGGGAGAAAAUAAUUCUGCUCCAAAGUGGUCGUUUUUAAUUCCUCAUGAACUGCAAAUCAUUCUUCAUAGGCUUGCAAGUCUAGUUAGUCUUGAAAAUAAACACAUCCCACAGCCUAGGAACCCUAGGCUUACCAUACUGUUGUGUAUUCAGUCUUGUGUGCUGUUCCUGUUACUCCACUACACCACCAGAUGGCGCACUUACCUAGUAUUAUACUGAAACUGUGUGUGAUGUUGAGUGAGUAGAAGAAGAAUACAGUGAUACUCGUUGAGUAAACCUACAGUGCCCGUCUCGUUCUUUAUUCUAUUAUAUUAGGAAGUACAAGUUAGUAUAGAACACAUACCCAUUAUAUAUGUGGAAUUAUAUCUAAAUCCUAUAUAGAUAUAGAGAGAGCUAUUCCAGUCAUUGUUUUUAAUCUGUGAAUUAAUUUAUGGUAAAACUCGGAAACUUUUCUUUAAUUUGACAAGAAUUGUGUCUCAGGGUUUAAGUUUUUCUUACCUGUAUUUCUGUUCCCAUUUCAAAUGAUUAUAGGCUGUUGUCCAAAAGUACUCUCACUGUGUUGGCUGUUUGGCUUUUCCAU